AUGGAGAAGAAGCGACGGGCACGCAUCAACGUAUCCCUGGAGCAGCUGAAGUCAUUGCUGGAAAAACACUACUCACACCAGAUCCGGAAACGCAAGCUGGAGAAGGCAGACAUACUGGAGCUGAGCGUCAAGUACAUGAAAAGUCUUCAGAGCUCGGUGCAAGGGCUCUGGCCGGUCCCCAGCGGAGUCGAGUUCCCGUCGGGCUUCCGCAGCGGCCUGCCCGGCGUCAGCCAGCUUCGGCGGCGCGGAGAGGAGGGCGGCGGCGGCCUGCGCUGCCCCCUGGCGCUCGAGCGCGCAGGCGGCAGCACCAUGGACAGCGCCGGCCGGAGCCCCGAGGCCGCCGCGCCGCUCGGGCCCUGUGCCCCAGCCCUGUGGGGCCCCGCUCCGGUCCCCGGCGGCCCCGGUCCGCGGCUCCGCUUCCCUGGGGAUCUCCCCGGCCCGUCCUCCGGCGUCCCGGGGCCGCAGCCGGCGCCUCGCCAGUGCACCGAGAGCCCGGGGCCGGGUCUGGGCGUUUGGCGGCCGUGGUGA
Messenger RNA from Nyctereutes procyonoides (raccoon dog), 528 nucleotides. It is a transcript of the gene HES3, whose product is annotated as hes family bHLH transcription factor 3. The transcript is spliced from 3 exons. Gene Ontology annotation, biological process: regulation of transcription by RNA polymerase II; anterior/posterior pattern specification; regulation of neurogenesis. The coding region runs from base 1 to 528 and encodes 175 amino acids. The record is from RefSeq and is a predicted model, not a curated record. Gene Ontology annotation, cellular component: nucleus. NCBI's taxonomy places the organism in Eukaryota, Metazoa, Chordata, Mammalia, Carnivora, Canidae. Gene Ontology annotation, molecular function: protein dimerization activity; DNA-binding transcription factor activity, RNA polymerase II-specific; RNA polymerase II cis-regulatory region sequence-specific DNA binding.